UGUGUUUGUGUGUUUGUACAGAAAGUGGUUGCCCCUGGCUGAACUUCAGUAUCGUUGCUUCCCUGAAGUAUGAUACCUGAUUGUCUCAGGAUUCAUGUUAUUGGCACGCCGUUCUGAAUGUAGGACUUCUUCGACAUCUUUACCCUGCAUAUUGCGCGCACCGUCUCGCCUGACGAACGCGCCCACCUAUUUAACCGCUCAGCCAAUCCCGUUUGAGAUGUCAGAGAAAGUUUAGCAAGCACGUGCAUCACUAUAUGAGAGGAGAUAGCAGGCUGGGGUUGGUAGUGUUCAAAGACGCGGAUGGACCUAAUGUCGCUGAACAUGAAUAAUGACAUGAACCGAGAGGCGGAGGUACAGGUCAAUUCCGCAUCCAAGCGCAUUCGAACAGAGGUGAAGGCCAGGAGGGCUCUGUGGUUGUCAGUGGGCAUGCUGUGUCUCUCUCUGCUGCUGGUCGUGCUGGGCAUCUACACCACCACCCGCACAGAGAGCUUGAGCAUCACAGGGUACUUCUCUGGAGCCAUUUUGGCGUUUGGAUCGUUCCUAGGGGUUCUCGGGCUCUGCCUUGAAGAGAAUCGAAAACAGCUGCUGACGGCGGCCAUUGUUUUCCUGAGCUUGGGAAUCAUUGCGGCCUUUCUGUGUCUGGUGAUAGACGGCGUCUUCAUCGUCUUCAACAUGGAUAUUCGACCUUUAAAAGCUGGAAGGUGUCAGUUCUACACCAGCGGCAACAGCUAUAUCUAUGAGAACUACCAUGCCUCUGUUCCCUGCAGAAACCUGGAGGAGUCCUGCAGUGUGACUAUACGCAGUGGCACCUGCUACUGUUGUGAUCUGUACGACUGUGCCAAUGGCGGCUUCCUCAACAACUACUAUGAGUUUGUUGGAGUGCGAGGCUGCCAAGACGUGCUGACUCUUUACAUCCUCAUCUGGACCCUGACUAGCCUCAACCUGGUGGCCUUCAUCACGGGCAUAGUGACCGCAGCAGUGCUUGGAAGCGUGAAAAGCCUGACCAGCUACAGGCCAGUGACCCAGUCUUCAGAGGACCGAACGUCUUCUCCUACCGCUCCACUGCUGCUUAGUGACAACCCACACUCGACACAGCCUCUGCACCUGGGAGGCUCUCUGUACCCCUCUUUGGGGUCAGGUAGGGUCACUCCUCAGAGUGAUCCGUCCUCUCCGCUGGAGACCAACCCUCCUCCGUUCGCUCCUCUGGCCAGCCGGCUGCGCUACGCGGCCCAGCAGGGCUUCCCAGGCUGAGGCACGCCACGGCCCUCUGGCCGGCCCUCACCUACUGGGGAACAUCUGCUUCAUAAUGGGAUUCAAGGAUUCGGCGUAAAAGUGAGAUAAGGGAAAUAAUGUUAUGAUGAAUAUACUGGAGCAUGGUGGGG
Messenger RNA from Gadus macrocephalus (Pacific cod), 1382 nucleotides. Its product is annotated as transmembrane protein 255B. The transcript has 9 exons. NCBI's taxonomy places the organism in Eukaryota, Metazoa, Chordata, Actinopteri, Gadiformes, Gadidae. The record is from RefSeq and is a predicted model, not a curated record. The coding region runs from base 301 to 1251 and encodes 316 amino acids.